AUGAAGUUGACCGUAUCGGAGGUGAAAACCUUCCGUCCAGUGAAGUAUUUUAAGGAAAAUUGUGAUAAGAUUAAUUCUCUGAGCUAUACUGACAACGGAGAAGCUAUCAUAUCAAGUAGUGAUGAUGAUCAGAUGAUAAUGUAUGAUUGCAACUCUGGAACUCCCAAGAGAACAAUUAAUAGCAAGAAAUAUGGUGUUAACCUUAUCCAAUUCACUCACAGUCCGACGACAGCAAUCCAUGCUUCAACAAAGAUUGAUGACACAAUUAGGUAUUUGUCCCUGCAUGACAACAAGUACAUUCGAUAUUUUCAAAGCCACGUAAAGCGUGUCGUGUCUCUAUGCAUGUCUCCUAUCGAUGACACAUUCCUGUCCGGCGCGUUGGAUGGUACUGUGAGGCUAUGGGAUUUACGUUCCCAAAAUUGUCACGGAGUAAUGCAUGUACCCGGUCGUCCCACAGCAGCUUUCGAUCCGGAUGGUCUAAUUUUCGCCGCGGGAAUCAAUUCCGAAUGUCUUAAACUAUAUGACUUGCGCUCCUUCGACAAGGGUCCCUUUGCCACCUUCAAAUUAACUACUGUGGAGGCUCAAGGAAUUGAGUGGACUAGUCUGAAAUUUUCUCCAGACGGAAAAACCAUUCUUAUUUGCACAAAUGGCAAUUUUCUUCGUCUUGUAGACGCCUUUUCUGGGGUUCAUCUUCACACUCUGACGGUGGCAAAUAACACGGAGCGACAGACUUUAGAUGCAUGUUUCACACCUACCAGCCAGUUCGUGAUCAGCACUGCACCAGAUGCCUUUCUCCAAGUCUGGUCGGUGGAGACGGGUGGACGGGUGGCCGCAUUACCGAGCUUCGAGGCGGCCAGUCAGAUGACAGGGCCCAGCGGGGUGCUCAAUUGUGUGGCCUUUAAUCCCCGUUUUGCUAUGCUCGCUACGGGAUCUGUGCAAACGUCCUUCUGGUUGCCUAACAUUGAUGCUGAGUGA
Messenger RNA from Echinococcus granulosus, 975 nucleotides. RefSeq names its product WD repeat-containing protein 82. Gene Ontology annotation, molecular function: chromatin binding; protein binding. Gene Ontology annotation, cellular component: Set1C/COMPASS complex. The transcript has 6 exons. NCBI's taxonomy places the organism in Eukaryota, Metazoa, Platyhelminthes, Cestoda, Cyclophyllidea, Taeniidae. The record is from RefSeq and is a predicted model, not a curated record. The coding region runs from base 1 to 975 and encodes 324 amino acids.